Messenger RNA from Heterostelium album PN500, 1329 nucleotides. Its product is annotated as leucine-rich repeat-containing protein. The transcript has 3 exons. Gene Ontology annotation, molecular function: GTPase activator activity; small GTPase binding. The coding region runs from base 1 to 1329 and encodes 442 amino acids. Gene Ontology annotation, cellular component: cytosol; perinuclear region of cytoplasm; nucleus. The record is from RefSeq and is a predicted model, not a curated record. Lineage: Eukaryota; Evosea; Eumycetozoa; Acytosteliales; Acytosteliaceae. Gene Ontology annotation, biological process: activation of GTPase activity; nucleocytoplasmic transport.
AUGGUUUGGGGAACAGUCAAUAGAGACGAACAAAUAAAAUCACAGAUCAAUGGAUUGAUUAAACAAUUGGAGCAAAAUACAAUUGAAUCUAUGUUCUUGUUACAAUCAUUUCUACCAAUAUCACCAGAGUCUGCCAUAUCAAUUGGAGAUGCCCUAUUAAAGAAUAAAUCAUUGGAAGAACUUUAUCUUAGUGGACAUGAUCUUGGAUUAGAUGGAUCGAAAUCAAUUGGUAAUGCAUUGGCUCAACAUACAGCCGCCACUGGCGUUGGCAGUCUUAACAGUCUCGAUCUCUGUCAGAACGACAUUGACGACGCCGCACUCCCAAUUCUUGCUAAAAUCUUGAUUAAAUCGACUGGUGUUCGUGUCUUGAAUUUGGCAUACAACACCUUCACACCCUCGGGAUUCGCCGCUUUCAUCGAUACUCUGAUCAGCUACCAGGUACGCCUGGAAAAACUGCAAUUCACUGGCAAUAAUAUUGGCGACGACGGUGCUGUGCAGCUGGCGCGAAUGAUCGCUCAGAAUCACGGACUUAACAAUAUCGAGGUGAACGACUGCCAGAUUGGCGAAGUGGGUGCGCGCGCGCUCGGAUCGGCGCUGGUCGUCUGGAACGGUGACCACUUUGCCGCCUCGGACAAUCCACGCUUCUCCAAAGCUUUUUCAGAGGGAUUUAUGUUGGCGGAUUUCAUCGGUGAGCACGAACACGCCAAUCCCGACGGUGCUGCCCUCGCCACCGCCAAUAAUGGCUCACAACUUCGUAGUUUGGUGCUGCGAGGAUGUCACAUCGGUGACGAAGGAAUCAGUCUCAUUGUAGAGGCAAUUAUGAGUGGACGUCUGCCCAGUUUGAAUCUGCUCGAUGUCGCUGUCAACUCGCUGACGAUCCGCUCGCUUGAGAUGCUCGCCGGCAUCUUGACCGUGGCGAACGGCGCCAAGCUAAAGAUACUGGACGUCAGCUGCAACGAGCUCGGCUCAGAGGCAGUCGAAAUCAUUGCCAACUGCUUGCAAUCCGGCAAGCUGACAACCCUGACAUGUCUGUCGAUCAACAACAUCAACAUCGGUCUGACACAACUCAAACAACUCUGUAAAUAUCUCAUUCAAUUCCCAAACUCAUCGCUUCACGUCAUUGAAACCAUGGGUAACAACGGCGAUGACAAAGACAAAGAAAAAGAACAACAAAACAACAAAAAUAACAACAACAACAACAACAAUAAUACACCAGAUCAACAUGAAGAUGAGGAAGAGGAAGAAGGACAAGCAAUAGUCGACGAUGAAUUCUUAGAUUUAUUGGAUCAACUUUAUGAAGAUACAGAGAUUGAUCUUAAAUGGAAAUAA